UUUGAAUAUAGAUGUUAUCCGGGUGCAGCGUGUGUGGGCAGCGCAGUGCGAAGAGAUAACGAAGGCAGAGGCAAAAUGGCAACAGCAACAGCAACAGCAACUUGUGCGGUUUCAUUCAGGAACAGCUUCGGUGCGAGUAAGCCCUCGGAUCUUGGGUUCGUCACCUCUCAGUUGAGCGGCCUCAGAAUCUGCAACCCCAAAUUGCUUCCCACACCCCUCACUCUCACUCUCACUCUCACUCUCACUCCACCUCUCCCUAUCGUUGCCAGGAGAGUGUGUCCCCUCACGGGAAAGAAAUCAAACAGGGCCAACAAAGUAUCAUUUUCAAACCAUAAGACUAAGAAACUGCAGUUUGUGAACCUUCAGUACAAGAGAAUUUGGUGGGAAGCAGGGAAGCGCUAUGUAAAGCUUCGUUUGUCAACGAAAGCAUUGAAGACCAUAGAGAAGAAUGGACUUGAUGCAGUGGCAAAGAAGGCUGGAAUUGAUCUCAAGAAGAAAUAAGAGUAUCGAAUUAUGAUUGUAACAGAGUGGAAGAAUACAUUCAUAUUCCUUGGUGUUAAUUGUAGAUUUUUCUCUUUCGUAUAUUAUUUUUCAAAAGCAAGUUGUGUUUGUAGAGAAACAAAAUAUGGUGAGGUCAUGAGCCAUGAAUUUCACUAAUGGAAAUCUCUUUGACAACCCCCUCAUGGUGCUUACAAUAGCCAUGGAUAGGAUUGUUAGUAGCUUGAUCAAAGUGAAUUAUCCUACUAAAUUGGUAUUUUCUUGUA
Cajanus cajan (pigeon pea) is the source of this 764-nucleotide messenger RNA. RefSeq lists its product as uncharacterized. The record is from RefSeq and is a predicted model, not a curated record. Gene Ontology annotation, biological process: translation. NCBI's taxonomy places the organism in Eukaryota, Viridiplantae, Streptophyta, Magnoliopsida, Fabales, Fabaceae. Gene Ontology annotation, molecular function: structural constituent of ribosome. Gene Ontology annotation, cellular component: ribosome.